Molecule: messenger RNA, 1620 nt
Organism: Zingiber officinale
Lineage: Eukaryota; Viridiplantae; Streptophyta; Magnoliopsida; Zingiberales; Zingiberaceae
Product: aspartyl protease APCB1-like
Exons: 9
Coding region: 737-1435 (232 amino acids)
Biological process (GO): rRNA processing; proteolysis
Cellular component (GO): nucleolus; Mpp10 complex; small-subunit processome
Molecular function (GO): rRNA primary transcript binding; aspartic-type endopeptidase activity; snoRNA binding
Source: RefSeq, a predicted model, not a curated record
UCGAUUUUAAUAGCGGUUUUUAAAACCCAGUGUCUAUGAUAGUUUCCUUGUUCUAUCUACGACAUCGGAUAGUAAAAAUCCGUUGUUAAAAGUGGUGUUAAUGAACCAAAAUAAAAUAAUUUAAUUUUUCCACCAAUAUUUAGCCAAAAUUUGUAACACUUCACUCUUCCCUCCCAACCUAAACCUAUAUCGCACCGGUAUACCGUCGCGACGCCACCACUACUUUCCUCUUCGCCGCUGGAAUAUUUUAACAAAAUGUCUUUCUCUGGGUUUGUUCGCGACCUUUCUCUCUGCGCUUCUCACAGUUCUCAUGGGAGUGGUAGAGGCGGGCGACACCAGAUGCAACCCAAGCUCCCAGAUCUGGCUACUGGCACUGACCCUAGCAGCAUUCCCCCUCUCAAUGCCUCCUAGGGCUACCAGAUCUGUGCUUCUCACAGUUCUCUUGGUCAGAAUCACUAAGUUUAUGAAAUCAACUCUACGUGGUGGAGCAAUACUUGUGCUUGUUUGUGUUAUAUCUUCCUGCAAUUUUGUGUGAAGUGCUUGGUAUCCUCAAGUCGAUAUCUUUGAAAUCCUUUAGUAUUAUCCUUCUGUUAGGUUAGACCACCAAAGUGCAAAGGAGCAGAGAUGGGUUUGUAACGAGCUUGGCCUGAGGAUGAGUAUGCCACCGCAUCAGAAAAGGAUCCAAAGAUUUUGUUGACUACAUCUCAAGCAUCAAAGCUCUGUCCGUAAGUUUGACAUGAUUAUGCUAUUCAUUUUGGAAUUAAAAUUGGUGUUUCCCAACGCAGCGAGAAUGAACCGUGGUAGUCAGGUGAUCUCAGAAAUUAUUGAGUUUUGCCGAGCGCAUGAAUAUACAGAUGUUAUUUUUGUGCAUGAACAUCGUGGUGAGCCUGAUAAUUUGGUCAUUUGCCACUUGCCAUUUGGUCCAACUGCAUUCUUUGAGUUGCUGAAUGUGAUCUUUCUUGCACAUGAAGAUUCUUACAUGGUGAUCCAUUCGAAUCAAUUUUUUGGCAAGCAAAUUUCGGGGCAGAAAGGAAAUGCAGUCCCAGUAAUAUUUGAUACUGGAAGCUCGUACACUUACUUUCCUGAUGAAGCAUAUUGGAAGCUAACCGCAUAUCUCCAGUCGAUGUCCAAUAACUUCAUCCAAGAUGCCUCUGAUCUUACAAUGCCAAUAUGUUUGCGUGCCGAAUUUCCUAUCAGGUCUUUUAAAGAUGUGAAGCAAUUCUUUAAACCAUUAACCCUUCAAUUGGUAAACAAAUGGUGGACCAUGUCAAAAUCAUUCACUAUUCAACCUGAAGGUUACCUAGUAAUCAGCGUAUGUCUCCUCACAUCUUCUUUUGGGAAUUUGACAACAUAUUACAAGAAGUUUGCUAGCUAUCAGAAACUCCAACCUCUAUUCGGAACAUGGUCAGAGGAUGCCAUGCUAGAAUUCGGAUGAGUUAGGUUCAGGUCAAGUGGGUUUGUCUAAACUGAGUCUAGUUCAGCUGAAUUGGGUGAGGAUGUUCGAUUUGUCAGAUACUUGAACUGACUGGUUCGGUCGAACAAAUGAGGACAACCUGUAUUUGUAGCUGAGCUCUAUUUGAGCUUAAAAACUUUUUAAUAAAUGAGGCUUAAGUAUUUCUG